This is a messenger RNA of Tuber melanosporum (Perigord truffle), 1308 nucleotides long. RefSeq lists its product as uncharacterized. Gene Ontology annotation, cellular component: plasma membrane. Gene Ontology annotation, biological process: transmembrane transport. The transcript is spliced from 8 exons. Gene Ontology annotation, molecular function: transmembrane transporter activity. The record is from RefSeq and is a predicted model, not a curated record. Lineage: Eukaryota; Fungi; Ascomycota; Pezizomycetes; Pezizales; Tuberaceae. Bases 1 to 1308 code for a protein of 435 amino acids.
AUGGCGUUUUUGGACCGCGUAAAUAUCGCAAAUGCAGUGAUAUUCGGACUGAAGGAGGAACUGAAGCUCAGUGGCCUGGAGUAUAAUACUUGUUUAACUAUAUUUUUUGCGCCGUAUAUUUUAUUAGAAAUCCCGUCGAAUGUAUUGAUGAAGAAAUUGAGGCCUCGAGUUUGGCUUCCGAUAUGUAUGUUCAUGUUCGGACUCGUUACUACGAUGCAGGGAUUCGUACACAAUUAUACCGGGAUUCUAACGACGAGGUUUCUCUUGGGUGUUUUUGAGUCUGGAAUGUUCCCAGGAUCUUUCUACUUGAUUUCCAUGUGGUACAAGCGUGAAGAAGCGCAGAAGCGGUGCACUUUCUUCUUCUCAUCCACUGUUUUUGCUGGCGCUUUUGGUGGCUUGCUUGCGAGUGCAAUUGGACUUAUGGACGGGAAAGGUGGGUAUCGGGGGUGGAGGUGGAUCUUUAUUCUUGAGGGUGUAUUGACCUGCGUCAUCUCACUCCUCUUCUACUUCAUUAUUACCGACUUCCCCGAGGGGGCUACCUUCCUAACGGACGCUGAGCGGGAAUUCGUUCGAGACCGCCUCAGAGAGGACGUUGGCGACCCGGUUCAGGAGGCCAAGUUGACCCCAAAGGUCACCCUCGGCGUCUUUAAAGACUUCAAAAUCUUCAUCGGAGGAUUCAUGUACUUUGGCAUCGUCGUGCCAGCCUACGGGUAUGCAUAUUUUGCGCCCACCAUCAUCCGGCAAUUUGGGUACAGCCCAAUCCAAACCCAACUCCGCUCCGUUCCCCCAUGGGCCGUCGCCUUUGUCUUCGCAAUGACUAUAGCGACAAUCUCCGACAGUGUAAGGCACCGCUUUCUCUUCACGGUAGUCCCAAUUUGCAUCUCUAUGGCGGGCUUUAUCAUCCUCUUGACGGUCCACAACAACAUCCACGUCCAGUACUUUGCUCUCUUCCUAGCAGCAAUGGGAAUGUAUACCGCUAUGCCGGUCGUCAUCUGCUGGUUCAACACAAACUUGGGAGGGCAUCACAGAAGAGUAGUCGGCACAGCCUGGCAAAUCGGCUUCGGUAACGUCGGCGGUGUUAUAUCUACGUACUCGUUCCUGUCGAAGGAUGCCCCAAGGUUUACGAAGGGGUACUCAAUCGGCCUGGCGUUCAUGUGCUUUUCGGUGCUGUCCUGUAUAGCGUACUUCUUGGCCGUGAGCCGGGAGAAUAGGAAGAGGGAUCAAGGCAUUGAUAAAUACUCUGGCGCGACUGAGGAGGAGAAGAAAUCUCUUGGGGAUCUGAGUCCGGAUUAUAGAUAUUUCUUGUAG